Aaosphaeria arxii CBS 175.79 is the source of this 975-nucleotide messenger RNA. Its product is annotated as Ureohydrolase. The record is from RefSeq and is a predicted model, not a curated record. Gene Ontology annotation, molecular function: manganese ion binding; arginase activity. Bases 1 to 975 code for a protein of 324 amino acids. Gene Ontology annotation, cellular component: nucleus; cytoplasm; cytosol. The transcript has 3 exons. NCBI's taxonomy places the organism in Eukaryota, Fungi, Ascomycota, Dothideomycetes, Pleosporales.
AUGACUUCUGCCCCCUCCAAGCAGCCUAAAUUCCUCCCGGCCCGCAAUGAGCUGGGAGUUGUGGCCGUUGGAUUCAGUGGCGGACAGCCAAAAGCAGGCGUGGACGCUGCCCCAAUGGCGCUGAUUGAAGCCGGGCUCAUCCAGCAGCUUGAGGAGGACCUCGAGUUCAAGGUCUCCUUUGACGGCCAAGUCCAUUCAUAUUCCGAGAUUUUGCCAGCAGACGACCCUCCAUACCGCAACAUGAAGAGGCCGAAGUUUGCCAGCGCUGUGACCCGAGAGGUCAGCGAACAGGUGUAUAACUACGCUAAAGACGGCAAGCUCGUCCUAACAUUAGGAGGUGAUCACUCAAUUGCCAUUGGUACCAUUUCUGGUACUGCAAGGGCUAUUCGAGAGAGACUUGGUCGAGAAAUGGCCGUCAUCUGGGUAGAUGCACACGCAGAUAUCAACACUCCCGAGACUUCAGACAGUGGAAACAUCCACGGAAUGCCUGUAUCUUUCUUGACCGGAUUAGCGACCGAGACCAGAGAGGAUGUCUUCGGUUGGUUGCAAGAUCAUCAUCGACUGAGCACAAAGAAACUCGUCUACAUUGGCUUGCGGGACAUCGACAAGGGAGAGAAGAAGAUUCUCAAGGAACAUGGAAUCAAGGCAUUCUCCAUGCACGAUAUUGACAGGCACGGCAUUGGUAAAGUCAUGGACAUGGCUUUGGGCUGGAUCGGAAGCGACACACCCAUCCAUCUCUCCUUCGACAUUGAUGCCCUCGACCCUAUGUGGGCACCUAGCACGGGCACAGCUGUUCGAGGCGGUUUGACUUUGCGCGAGGGUGAUUUCAUUGCUGAGUGUGUUGCCGAGACCGGAUCUCUGGUCGCUUUGGACCUCGUCGAAGUCAACCCCAGUCUCGACGAGCAAGGCGCCACGGACACAGUCAGAAGUGGACUUUCCAUUAUCAGGUGCAGUUUGGGCGAUACCCUGCUAUAA